AUGGUUCAUGUGACACGUUUUUUCGACUUAAGAGAAGUCCAAUUCCAACUGGAAACCGGUACUGCCAAUGCUCCCACCUGGAGUAAAAAGAGACUCGUCUACCUAGCUUCCGAUGACCCCUCUGUUUUUACAGAAGCCAGAGAGCAGUACACAGACUACAUAUUCCUAGGAGACCAAAAAAAGGCCAAACCCUGGAGAGAUUCGACCGAAGACACCCUAUUCGCCAUCAUGACAGAUAUUUUGGCUCUGGCCAAAUCAGACUUCCUGGUCUGUACUGCCUCGUCCAAUGUCUGCCGACUGGCCUACGAACUGAUGCUCGCUCAACAACCAGCCAAUGAUGAUGCGACCUUCAAUUUCCAGUCCGUUGACGUCAGAUUUAUCAGUCAUAGAAGUAGACAAAGACGGUGGAAAGUCAUCGCAGAUUUUAAGGACAACAACUUUGUGUUAGGGGAUUUGUAUUCGCUGUCUGCAAAUUCUUCUGAUGGAUUUUUGCGCUCCUUUUGCGCAUUAGAUGGAAAUUGUCACAAACAACUGAUACCCGCCUACUUAUUACAAGAGAUUAUUCUUAGAUACUCGAAAAGUUAA
Messenger RNA from Dibothriocephalus latus, 585 nucleotides. The record is from the annotation of a GenBank genome assembly. Lineage: Eukaryota; Metazoa; Platyhelminthes; Cestoda; Diphyllobothriidea; Diphyllobothriidae.